CGGUUGUCUAGCGGGAAUUCAGGGACCCGAGGGCACAGAGCUGCGUAGCCGCGGAGCUGGUCCUCAUUCUACUGCGGGUCAGUCAUCAUGCUUCGCUCCCUGCUGCCCCGACUAUUCUUUCUGCAUGCCAGGACAGCCCCAUAUUCAUCGGCCGCAGCCCUGCCCAAACCCAUCCCGAACCCAGACAUCCGCUACAACAAGCUCUUUAUCAACAAUGAGUGGCAGGAUGCUGCCAGCAAGAAGACCUUCCCCACCAUCAACCCAUCUACAGGAGAGGUGCUAGGGCAUGUGGCCGAGGGGGACAGGGCAGAUGUGGACCGGGCGGUGAAAGCGGCCCGAGAGGCCUUCCGCCUGGGGUCUCCCUGGCGCCGGAUGGAUGCCUCGGAACGGGGUCGACUGCUGAACCGCCUGGCCGACCUCGUAGAGCGGGAUCGGGUAUACCUAGCCUCCCUAGAGACCCUCGACAAUGGGAAGCCCUUUCAGGAGUCCUAUGUCUUGGACCUGGAUGAGGUCAUCAAGGUAUACCGUUACUUUGCUGGCUGGGCUGACAAAUGGCAUGGUAAGACCAUCCCCAUGGAUGGUGAGCAUUUCUGCUUCACCCGCCAUGAGCCCGUAGGUGUCUGUGGCCAGAUUAUCCCCUGGAACUUCCCCCUGGUCAUGCAGGGCUGGAAGCUUGCCCCGGCACUGGCCACAGGCAAUACUGUGGUGAUGAAGGUGGCGGAGCAGACACCCCUGUCUGCCCUAUACUUUGCCUCCCUCAUCAAAGAGGCCGGCUUUCCCCCUGGGGUGGUGAAUAUCAUUACUGGCUAUGGCCCCACGGCGGGAGCGGCCAUUGCCCAGCACAUGGACAUAGACAAAGUGGCCUUCACCGGCUCCACGGAGGUGGGCCACCUCAUCCAGAAGGCAGCUGGGGACUCCAACCUCAAGCGUGUGACCCUGGAGCUGGGUGGGAAGAGCCCCAGCAUUGUGCUGGCUGAUGCUGACCUGAGCCAUGCUGUAGAGCAAUGCCAUGAGGCUCUGUUCUUCAAUAUGGGCCAGUGCUGUUGUGCGGGCUCCCGCACCUUUGUUCAAGAAUCCAUCUAUGAUGAGUUCCUUGAAAUGACUGUUGAGAAGGCAAAGCAGAGGAAAGUGGGGAACCCCUUUGAGCUGGACACCCAGCAGGGACCCCAGGUGGACAAGGAGCAGUUUGAGCGCAUCCUGGGCUACAUCCAACAGGGCCAGAAGGAGGGGGCAAAGCUUCUGUGUGGUGGGGAGCGCUUUGGGGAGCGUGGCUUCUUCAUCAAGCCCACUGUCUUUGGGGGUGUACAGGAUGACAUGCGGAUUGCCAGGGAGGAGAUCUUUGGGCCUGUGCAGCCCUUGUUCAAGUUCAAGAAGAUUGAGGAAGUGAUCGAGAGGGCCAACAACACCAGGUAUGGCUUGGCAGCUGCUGUGUUCACACAAGACCUAGACAAGGCCUUGUAUUUCACACAGGCACUCCAAGCUGGGACUGUUUGGGUGAAUACCUACAACAUCGUCACUGCCCACACACCAUUUGGGGGUUUUAAGGAAUCUGGCAGUGGGAGGGAGCUGGGGGAGGAUGGGCUGAAGGCUUACACGGAAGUCAAGACUGUCACCAUCAAGGUCCCCCAGAAGAACUCCUAAGACUCACCACCACAGACCCCCAACUCUGGUCCAAGAGUUCUACAACCACCUAGAUCAGUGGUCUGCCAAGAACCAAGGGCCCUGAAGAACCAUAAAAACCUUGGAGGGAGCAUCAUCAACAAAAGCAAUGCAAGUCUGAGCAGCUGGAGUUCUAGUAGGGGGUGUGCAAGGCCUCGUCUUGUCACUUGCACAAAAGGCUCCUUCAGUGUCCUGAGUUACUGCCAAGAAACCUUAGGAGGUGUUAGAAUAGCCAUCAAGUCAACACUUUGAUCUGCACAGUGCCUUCCAGGUUUUCCUGCUAACUUAGAUGUCUCAACUCAGAUGGACUCAACUUAUUGGAUGAAUGUGGGAUCAGAAACAUUCAGAUCAUGGCCCACUCUUCAUGUUCCCUUUUUUACAAGCCCAUUGCUGGUUGUUUUGCUUGCUUGCCCUUUAUUUUGCUACUGGUAUGGG
This is a messenger RNA of Suncus etruscus (white-toothed pygmy shrew), 2094 nucleotides long. RefSeq names its product aldehyde dehydrogenase 1 family member B1 (gene ALDH1B1). Bases 88 to 1641 code for a protein of 517 amino acids. Gene Ontology annotation, molecular function: aldehyde dehydrogenase (NAD+) activity. Lineage: Eukaryota; Metazoa; Chordata; Mammalia; Eulipotyphla; Soricidae. The record is from RefSeq and is a predicted model, not a curated record. The transcript is spliced from 2 exons.